GAUGGGCGGGGUCACACUUUAGGCUCCGCCUCCCCUCCCCAGCCAAACUUGCUGUCUCACUGGUGCUUCCUGGCUUUACUCACAUGGAAGACGGAGGAAGGGCUCUAGCGUCUUAGCUACACAUGAACUUAGCGGCUCUGUCUAUUUUAGACUUCACCGGAUUGGAAUCAGGAUAUCCAGGCGCGCCGGUUGGAGUCCACGAACCAGAACUAAAACAAGCAGUUUAAAAAACAAACAAACAACUUCUAAGUUAGUUUGUUUUUAAAUCCAUCCAUCGUUGCGGUGAGCGCGCGACACAGAAAGUGCGUCUUCUGCAUGUGAGAGGAAACCAGGAACAGAGAAUGAUUGCAGCCCAGCUAUUAGCCUACUACUUCACGGAGCUGAAGGAUGACCAGGUUAAAAAAAUUGAUAAGUACUUGUACUCCAUGCGCUUCUCUGACGAGACGCUGCUGGACAUCACGAACCGCUUCAGAAUGGAGCUGGUCAAAGGAUUGGGCCGGGACACUAAUGCCACUGCUUCGCUCAAGAUGCUCCCAACAUUUGUGCGCUCAAUCCCUGACGGAUCAGAGAAAGGAGACUUCAUUGCUUUAGAUUUAGGAGGCAGUUACUUCCGGAUCCUUCGGGUCAAAGUCAGCCACGAGAAGAAACAGACGGUUCAGAUGGAGAGCGAAAUCUUCGACACGCCAGAGGACAUCAUCCACGGCACAGGAACACAACUGUUCGACCAUGUUGCAGAGUGUCUAGGCACCUUCAUGGAAAAACACAACAUCAAAGACAAGAAACUCCCCGUGGGGUUUACCUUCUCCUUUCCCUGCCAGCAGGCUAAACUUGAUGAGGGCUACCUGAUAACAUGGACCAAGAGCUUCAAGGCCAGUGGGGUGGAAGGAAUGGACGUGGUCAACCUGCUCAACAAAGCGAUCAAGAAACGAGGAGACUAUGAAGCAGACAUCAUGGCAGUAGUGAACGACACGGUGGGAACCAUGAUGACCUGCGGUUUUGAUGACCAGCGCUGUGAAGUGGGCAUCAUCAUAGGCACAGGCACCAAUGCUUGCUACAUGGAGGAGCUGCGCCACAUUGACCUGGUGGAGGGAGACGAGGGCAGGAUGUGUGUGAACACAGAAUGGGGGGCGUUUGGAGAUGACGGCAGGCUGGAGGACAUCCGAACAGAGUUUGACAGAGAGAUAGACAGAGGAUCUCUCAAUCCAGGCAAACAGCUAUUUGAGAAGAUGGUCAGUGGUUUGUACAUGGGCGAGCUGGUGCGUCUCAUCCUGGUGAAGAUGGCCAGGGAAGGCCUCCUGUUUGAGGGACAGAUCACCCCAGAGAUGCUCACAAAGGGCAAGUUUGAGACCAAGCAUGUCUCUGCCAUUGAGAAGAGUAAAGAAGGGCUGACCAAAGCCAGGGAUGUUCUGAGCAAACUUGGGGUGGAGCCCUCAGCAGAUGACUGUGUUGCUGUGCAGCAUAUUUGUUCUAUUGUGUCUCAUCGCUCUGCUAACCUGGUUGCUGCUGUCCUUGCUGGCAUCUUGAUGAGGCUGAAGGAGAACAAGGGAGUGGGACGGCUCAGAACCACAGUGGGCAUUGACGGCUCUCUGUACAAAAUGCAUCCACAAUAUUCCCGUCGCCUUCAUAAAACAGUCCGGCGUUUGGUUCCCGACUGUGACGUCCGCUUCCUCCUGUCCAACAGCGGCAGUGGGAAGGGCGCCGCCAUGGUCACAGCUGUUGCCUACAGACUGGCAGAACAGUCCAAACAAAUUGUUCAAAUACUGUCUGAGUUCCGUCUUACAACCGAGCAGCUGCUGGAGGUGAAGAACAGAAUGAGGGUGGAGAUACAAAAUGGCCUCUCAAAGAGGACCCAUGAUUCUGCCACUGUCAAAAUGCUUCCAACCUUUGUGCAGAGCACGCCUAAUGGGACAGAACACGGGGAUUUCUUGGCUUUGGACUUGGGUGGGACCAACUUUAGGGUCCUCUUAGUCAAAAUUCGCUCUGGGAAGAAAAGAUCUGUGGAGAUGCACAACAAGAUCUAUGCCAUCCCUUUAGAAGUGAUGCAAGGAACAGGAGAGGAGUUGUUCGACCACAUUGUGCACUGUAUCAGUGACUUCCUGGACUACAUGGGGAUGAAGAACGCUCGUCUUCCUCUUGGCUUCACCUUCUCUUUCCCUUGCAAACAGACGAGUCUGGAUGCUGGCACCUUGGUGACAUGGACCAAAGGCUUCAAGGCAACAGACUGUGAAGGAGAGGAUGUUGUGGGACUGCUAAGGGAGGCAAUAAAGCGGCGAGAGGAGUUUGAACUGGACGUGGUAGCUAUAGUGAACGACACUGUUGGCACCAUGAUGACCUGUGCCUAUGAAGAACCCACCUGUGAGGUUGGACUCAUUGCAGGCACCGGCAGUAAUGCGUGCUACAUGGAAGAGAUGAGGAACGUUGAGAUGGUGGACGGGGACGAAGGACAGAUGUGCGUCAACAUGGAAUGGGGAGCAUUUGGGGACAACGGGUGUCUGGAUGACAUGAGGACUGAAUAUGACCGAGCUGUGGAUGACCUCUCGCUUAAUCCAGGCAAACAGAGAUAUGAAAAAAUGUGCAGUGGCAUGUACCUUGGUGAAAUUGUGCGAAACAUCCUCAUAGACAUGACCAAGAAAGGAUUCUUGUUCAGAGGACAGAUUUCUGAAACCCUGAAGACCAGAGGCAUCUUCGAAACAAAGUUCCUCUCACAAAUAGAAAGUGACCGGUUGGCUUUGCUGCAGGUGAGAUCCAUUCUGCAGCAUCUGGGGCUGGACAGCACUUGUGAUGACAGUAUUAUCGUCAAAGAGGUAUGUGGAAUUGUGUCACGGCGGGCGGCUCAGCUGUGUGGCGCAGGAAUGGCGGCCGUUGUCGAUAAGAUUAGAGAGAACCGUGGAGUGGACCAUCUCAACAUCACAGUAGGGGUGGACGGGACUCUCUACAAAUUACAUCCACACUUUUCCGGGAUCAUGCACCAGACUGUUAAUGAGCUGGCUCCAAAGUGUAGCGUCAACUUCCUGCUGUCGGAGGACGGGAGCGGGAAGGGAGCGGCGCUAAUCACAGCUGUAGGCUGCCGGCAAAGGCAGGAGCAGAACAGUAAAUAGAUUCUUACGGUUACCUUCAUUCUUUUUUGGAGCCUCAUUGUUUUCUUAAUCGUCUCAUUUUCUCCCAAAUCUAACAAGACCAAUGAGACUCUAGCUCUGGUAGCUACUUUCGACGUGACUGAAAGAAAUCGAGGGUGCUUGUUGAUACGCGUAGUAGCAGAGAAUGGGGAACUCUGCAAUAGUUAGAAUAUUUUUAAAGUAAGACUUGUAGCAGCUCAGCCUCAAUGGGAUUUCACACAACCUUCCAAAGCUCCUUUACCUCCAUCUAGAGGAUUCCUCUGGUUACUGCAGCCUGUUUUUCUUUGCUAAAACCCCACAGUUCAAGACGUGAACCUCUGUUUUUGAUCAAAGUGUGAUUGUUCUUUGUGUAGAAACUUGAGUGUCUGUACAUUCCGGUUUGGAGAAUACAGAGAGGCUGUCCAGUUUAUGUAAAAGGCAUUUCGAUUUCUUUGUAUUUCCUUUUAAAUAUUUUAUCUUGCCCAGACAAAAAACACAUGAUAUCAUAGAAACAUUGUUCUUAUUUAUUUCAUUUUUAUGUUUUAGAGUUCUGGAGAAUAUUGCUGUUGCAGUACAAACCUUAAAUAGAGGAAACCACUUUAAAGCACUCUGUUCAGUUUUGCUCAAACGUGACCUGACAUGCAGACAGAACUGACACUCAGCUGGAAACAACUGUUUCACAUGUUCUAUGAAUGUACACAUGCAAUCUGAUCUACCAAAAAAUAUCUAUUUUCAUCCUAAAGGAUGCUCUGUUAGUUUAGUAAGUUGUUGCUUAAAAAUCUUCUGCUGCUUCUGACUUUAAAGAGGUUCUAAGCAGAAACCCGGUGCUUGCAUAAGAAGCCAGAGGAACAGUUAUGUCUCAGCUUUGUCUAAGUAUCAGAGUAUUCCUGGAGAAUAACUAUAUUUAUGAAUAUCUUUAAAGCAAAAAAGUACAAAUUCAAAGUACUCUCUUUUUUGAGCAAAUGCAUCGUACAAUAUUCAUGCAAAUGUGUGUUUUUCCAUUUACGUCACAAAGGGCAAGCAUAGAAAUGGUUACAAAAUAUUCUCCCUGGAAUUGGUCUGAAAGUCGGAUUUUUAAAAGGGAUAUUUAAUGCUGUAAGAAGAAAGCUAUUUAUUUAGAGGUCAAAAUAAUUACAUGUCCUAAUUUAAACUGCCUUUAUGUUCUCUGAAUGCAUCUUUGUUGCUCCAGGAAACCAAAAUCUCUCUCAUCUUGCCUUUUUACCCUAGACUGGGUUUGUCCAAUACUGUCCAUCUGUCACUCAAUAAAAUCAAAUCUGUAAAAUUAAA
Molecule: messenger RNA, 4382 nt
Organism: Oryzias latipes (Japanese medaka)
Lineage: Eukaryota; Metazoa; Chordata; Actinopteri; Beloniformes; Adrianichthyidae
Product: hexokinase-1
Biological process (GO): glucose metabolic process; glycolytic process; glucose 6-phosphate metabolic process
Cellular component (GO): mitochondrion; cytosol
Molecular function (GO): glucokinase activity; fructokinase activity; mannokinase activity
Source: RefSeq, a predicted model, not a curated record